AUGGAAGAUGGAGAAUCUACGCACGUGGAGACGUAUUUAGACUCUAUACGCCAAUGGGCAGAACAAAGGUCCAGAAAGGUCAAUGAAACAAACUUGGAAGCAUCUAAAGCGAGCAAAAAGAAGAUCCACACUUUGAGGCUCGACACGCUCAAAUGUGCUGUUCUCUGCCAUGCCGGACAUAUUUCAUUCUUGAACUCAAUAAUAGACUCUCCCCUUUGCAAGGUACCAUUAAAGAUGUAG
Theileria equi strain WA is the source of this 240-nucleotide messenger RNA. RefSeq lists its product as hypothetical. The transcript is spliced from 2 exons. Bases 1 to 240 code for a protein of 79 amino acids. NCBI's taxonomy places the organism in Eukaryota, Apicomplexa, Aconoidasida, Piroplasmida, Theileriidae. The record is from RefSeq and is a predicted model, not a curated record.